Emys orbicularis (European pond turtle) is the source of this 1854-nucleotide messenger RNA. RefSeq names its product proton channel OTOP1-like. Gene Ontology annotation, molecular function: proton channel activity. Lineage: Eukaryota; Metazoa; Chordata; Testudines; Emydidae. The transcript has 6 exons. Gene Ontology annotation, cellular component: membrane. The coding region runs from base 1 to 1854 and encodes 617 amino acids. The record is from RefSeq and is a predicted model, not a curated record. Gene Ontology annotation, biological process: proton transmembrane transport; inner ear morphogenesis.
AUGGUGGAAGAUAACGCAGACACCACCUCCAGCUCUGGGGAGAAGAGCCGCGGGGGAUGCCCGGACCAGCUGCAGCCUUACCCAAGCAGCCGGCAGCCGGAGGAGUGGGAGAUGGAGAAGUCGGUGCAGGGCCCCCCAGGGCAGCCCGGAGGCAGCCGCUUGGUGGGCGGCAGCUACCCGCAGAAAAACGCCGAGAUCCUGAGCAGCCAGUACGGCAUCAACUUGUUCCUAGCCGGGCUGCUGCUCAUGUUCGCCUGGGCUGUGCAUGCGGUGGGCAUCAGGAAGCAGGAUCCGCUCUCCUAUCUCAUCACCAUCAUGCUCAUCCAGCUGCUCUGGAUGCUGUGGUACAUCUACAGGAGCUACACCCAGAGGAGGCUGAUCCAAGAGAAAGACACCCACGCAGGAGCCCGCUGGUUAAAGUGUGGGAUUACAUUAUUUGCAGUGAUUACUUUAAUUCUGGACUCUUUUAAAAUUGGAUACUUUAUUGGAUUUUCAAACUGUUUAUCAGCAACUGAAGGCAUUUUUCCUGUCACACAUGCAGUGCAUACGCUUUUACAGGUGUAUUUUCUUUGGUGUCAUGCCAAGGAUAUUAUCCAGUCUUUCAAAACACUUGAAAGGUUUGGGGUGAUCCAUUCCGUGUUUACAAAUUUACUCCUGUGGACAAACGGAGUGUUAACAGAAUCAAAACACCAACUCAAUGAACACAAGGAAAGACUAAUCACACUUGGUUUUGAAAACAUAACAAUAGAUGACCAGGCACCCCAAUGUAAUUGUACAACAACUCUCUGUUCGAUAUUUUCUCAAGGAAUGUAUUACCUUUAUCCCUUCAACAUAGAGUAUCAUAUUUUAGCAUCCGCAAUGCUCUAUGUCCUGUGGAAGAAUAUCGGACGCAAAGUAGAACACCACCAACAACACAAAAUAUUGUUCAAGUUUCAUGGCAUAACAGUGGGCACGAUUUUUGGACUAAUUGUGCUGAUUAGCACACUAGCAGUCGUUGUUGUGUACUUAAUUCAGAUGGGACGUUCGAAAAUCAAGAGUGAGUUAGCACUUACUAUGUUUUACUUAUAUGGUAUCUCCGUACUGACUCUUAUGUGUGUAGCUGGAAUUGUCGCCCUUCUAAUUUACAGACUAGAAGAAAGAUCAAUGGAUAAUUCAAAAAAUCCUGCCAGGAAACUUGAUGCAGACCUAUUAGUUGGCACAGCUUCAGGUUCCUGGCCUCUCUCUUGGGGUUCUAUCCUAGCGAUUAUCUGUGCCCAGUCUCAUCCGAAAUACACAUGGUACAAUCUUCCUUAUUCCAUCCUGGUUAUUAUUGAGAAAUAUAUUCAGAAUCUCUUUAUCAUUGAGUCCAUACAUCGUGAAGAGGAAAAGGUGAAUGAUGAUAUUAAAACUCUUCGAAUAGUAACUGUAUCCAGUGGGAGCACUCUGUCACUUACCCCAUCAUACAAAGAAAUUUACAGUGGAGCAGCUGAUAUGGACAAUGGAAAGUUUCCAUACAUGUUUGAUGGGAAUAUCUACAUGAGAGAAAGAAGUGGCGGUGAUGGUUUUGAUGAAGUCAGGAGUCAAGCUAGCAGUCCAGUCACACACUCAACCUCCGAUUUCUCACUGUAUAGUCGAAACUCAGUCAACAAUAAGAGGAGAAUCCUGAAGAACAUUGCAGCAUUUUUAUUCCUGUGUAAUCUUUCGCUUUGGAUUCCACCAGCAUUUGGUUGCCGCCCAGAGUAUGACAAUGGACUGGAAGAAAUAGUUUUUGGCUUUGAACCUUGGAUAAUUGUUGUUAACCUUGCAAUGCCUUUUUCUAUUUUCUAUCGUAUGCAUUCAGCUGCCUCGCUCUUUGAGGUCAAUUGCAAAACUUAA